This is a messenger RNA of Crotalus tigris (Tiger rattlesnake), 1193 nucleotides long. RefSeq names its product adenine phosphoribosyltransferase-like. Bases 399 to 1049 code for a protein of 216 amino acids. The transcript has 8 exons. The record is from RefSeq and is a predicted model, not a curated record. NCBI's taxonomy places the organism in Eukaryota, Metazoa, Chordata, Lepidosauria, Squamata, Viperidae. Gene Ontology annotation, molecular function: adenine phosphoribosyltransferase activity.
GCCCCCUUCCCAGCCCCACAGCCCAGCGGCCGCAGCAGAAGCAGCCCGCGCCUCCGCUGCCUCUGCCCGCACUUUCCGGCGGGGGCCACGAAAGAAGGGGGUCUCCGGCAGCGCCCCUCAGCCAGGUGAGCGCGGGGCGCCGACUGCAGGGAUCAGAGGACCCCCGAGAGGAGAUUCUCUGCCCGAAUUCGCUGCUAGGACUUGGCCUUCGAAGGCCGGGCAGUGUCUCAAGAAGCAGGAAGAACCCAAACUUCACUUUCAAAGCCGUGCCGUGCCCUUGGCUAUUCCUGGAGACUUUGGACAGAGACACUCCCGUGUGGACUCCUUGACCCGGGUACCUGAAUCCAAUCCUGAAAAGCUUUUCCAGCCCCCUCCGCUGGCAGCAGAGCCUCUGCCCCAUGGACCUGAAGACGGUGCCAGCCUCCCGCGAGCCGGGCUGGUAUCUGAAGCUGAUGGACCCCAAUGUCAAGGGCUCCUCCUACGCCUGGCUGGACCCCUCCCGUCUCUACUGCCACUCUCAGGCCUUGCUGGACUGCGUUGAAGAUUUGGUGCAAAGGUUUCGGGACGAUGCCAUCGACCUGGUGGUGGGGAUUGACGCCAUGGGGUUCAUCCUGGGUGCUGCCAUCGCCGUCACCCUCCAAAAAGGCUUCGUGACCAUCCGGAAAGCUGGCCAUCUCUGUGUCGAGACUCGCACCCAGACCUACCGGGACUACACAGGCUGUGAAAAAGUGAUGGAAACCCGCACAGACGCCAUCAGCCCAGGUGUCCGGGUCCUGCUGGUGGAUCAAUGGGUAGAGACAGGGGGCACCAUGCAGGGUGCCAUCCAGCUGGUGGAACGCCAAGGCGGUGUGGUGGCAGGUAUCGCUGCCAUUUGCAUCGAGGACAGUGACGGUGGCUCCUGGCUGAAAUCCCGCUACAAGUGGUCCCACUGCGUGCCCCCUCAGCUGAUGCCCCAGUUCAACGCUCACUGGCUGGAUUCCUUCCAAACUUCCCCGCCGAGCCUCCCCAGCCAGGAGCAGCCACAAGGCCACCCGAGCCACGUCUUUUAGCAAGCACACCCGGGGGCUGACAGCAACCCUGCUUAGCCUGGGCCCUCUGUGGCCCCCAGAGUCCCCCCCCUUCCACACACACAGAUUCACCCCUCCCCCCAGCAGCUUCUCUGGUCCAAGCUCAACAAAUAAACUUCCUACCAA